Messenger RNA from Micromonas commoda, 1094 nucleotides. RefSeq lists its product with no specific name. The transcript has a single exon. NCBI's taxonomy places the organism in Eukaryota, Viridiplantae, Chlorophyta, Mamiellophyceae, Mamiellales, Mamiellaceae. The record is from RefSeq and is a predicted model, not a curated record. Bases 116 to 982 code for a protein of 288 amino acids.
CGCGCAAGAGGUCGCUCAGGCCGACGUACCACCUCCUGGGGGACGGUUUGAGGAAACUCCUUCGCCUUAAGCUGCUCAGAGUCUCGGUCCUCGCCGCGGUUUUCCUAGCAGCAAGAUGGAACCCCGUCCUGAAGAUCCCGCUCGUGCCGACACUCGUCAUCAUGUUCGUCCUUCGGCACCUGGUGCUGACACCGCUGCCGGAGAAGGCGAAGGAUAUCGCGUGAUUAACGGUGGACUUUCUGAAGAGCAAAUCGCGGAGAGGGUCGUCGACUACGACGACGACGAGUACGGGUUCGUGAAGAUGGUCAGGAGUGCACUCGUGGAGGCUGGGGUAUUGAAAGAGGAAACCCCGCUGGGCAAGCUGCAUGCGCUCGCCCCGCCAAAGGGUCGGCGCAAGAACCCGUUCUUAUUCGUGCUCCAGAACGAUCUGCGGAAAUCGAAAGAGUUCGCGGCGGCGCUUCAUCGGUUCGUGCGCCAGGAGAUAUGCGCGGCUCUUGGCGUUUCGCGAGUCGCGUAUCAGAGGAGACCAACGUUCCGCGUGCACAUGGCGGGUGGGCCAGCUCAGGGGUUCGCUCACGCAGACGGUUUGGAGCCGUAUAAUCAUCAACCCGGCGAGGUGAACAUAUGGCUGCCGUUGAGCAAGGUUCACGGCAGCAACUCGCUGAUGUGCGAGUCUUCACCGGGCAAGGGUGACUUCCACGCUUUCGAAGCUGAGCCCGGUCAGUUCGUGAAGUUCUACGGUAAUAGGUGCUGGCACUACUGUCUCGAUAACAAAACCGAUGACACGCGCGUUAGCUUUGACCUGAGGGUGGUGCCGAUGGACCUGUUCGACAACAACCACGACGGGCCAUCGAAGACGCUGACGAAAAAAUCGAGCAAAAAGCGAUUUUCGGGAAUCAAGCCCUUGAAGCUGGGCGAGUACUACAUGGACUCCGACGCGGAGUUUGACGAACAGUGGCAGCAAAUGAGAGGUCGGAUGUAGGGGGGCUUCGUAGCUUUGGGCUUCGUACAUUAUCUUACCUUCGUAGUUUUUAGGAUGAAUGUAGUCUAGUUUUAGUGCCCACUUUCUCUUUACAAGCGAGUUUGUCUUUGCU